AUGGACUUAAAAACAAUCGUUUUUCAUCAUGUAACAGGAAUUUUGUUAGCAUACGCUUUUGAUGAUUUAUCCUACAAUAAACUCGCUACCCAGUCACAUACACACAUAGGCACUGGUAACGCAGCUGGGAACGCAGUUGAUAAAAACAGUACAACGUGCAUGAGGACACAACCCAUAGGGCACAACUCACCUGACAAGACUGUGUGGUGGAGAGUGGAUCUUGGGAGAGUGUACAGCAUUUACAGAAUUAACGUGUUUUUUAGGAGCUGGGACGGCUAUGAGAAAAGGCAACGAGGUCGUUUUGCGGGAUUCUCUUUGCAUGUAUCAACCACUGGUGAUAUACAAGGUUCUACUCUUUGCUAUAAGGACGGCCCCCAGUUACCGCCUUUGAGCUUUACAACCACGUGUAUAGAGUAUGGACGUUACGUCAUCUUUUACAACGAACGACUAGAUGAAGUGUUUUAUCCAGAAGGUUACGAACUUACCAAUGUCUUCACUGAACUAUGUGAAGUCGUUGUACAAGGAUGUAAUAGACCUGGUAUGUACGGCAGUAACUGUGACAUCCUUUGUCCCACCAACUGUAAAUACAACACAUGUCACAUUCAGCAGGGAACCUGUUUUGGGUGUAAGCCUGGAUGGACGGGGAUAUCCUGCAACACAAAGUGUAGUGAAGGCUGGUAUGGUGAUAAUUGUCGUCACCAGUGUCUGGGACAUUGCAGAGAUAACACUACUUGUAACCACGUGACUGGACAGUGUGCACGAGGAUGCGCAGCUGGAUGGACAGGAACAUUAUGUGAUAGAGAUUUGUCUGUGUUGUGUGAUGACGGGACCUAUGGACAUGACUGCAAAAACAACUGUAGUGGUCACUGUAUGAAUGGUUCCCAGUGUAACAAACAUACUGGAUACUGUGAUGAAGGAUGUAUCCCGGAAUAUAUCGACAGCGACUGUAACAGAGAGUGUGAACUGGGAUAUUACGGUAAAAACUGUUCCCUGGCCUGUUCACCAAAUUGCAAAACUUGUCGGCACACAAAUGGUAUUUGUUCCUGUAAGGCGGGUUGGAGGGGUCAUAAUUGUAAAACAGAAUGUUUCAAGUCCUAUGGAGAAAAUUGUCAAUAUCCUUGCAGUGAACACUGCAUUGACCAUAAGUGUGACAGGUUCAACGGAAAAUGUCUGUACCUAAACUGCACUACUGAGCUUAGACAACGUGGUCGUAUGGCUGGAUUUUCUUUGUAUAUAUCAGCCACUGGUGAAAUACAGGAUUCUGCACUUUGCUACAAAGACGGACCCCACUUACCGCCCCUUAACUUUACAACCACGUGUAUAGUGUACGGGCGCUUCGUCAUCUUUUACAACGAACGAUUAGACGUAGAGAUGUACCCUACUGGAUAUGAAAUAAACAAUGUUUACACUGAACUGUGUGAAGUGAUAGUAAAAGGAUGUAAUAGUCUUGGUAUGUAUGGCAGUGACUGUGAUAUACCAUGUCCAGUGAACUGUGAAUACAACACAUGUCACAUAGAAAAUGGAUCCUGUUUUGGAUGUAAACCUGGUUGGAUAGGAAAAUCCUGUAACAUAAAGUGCGAGCUGGGAUAUUACGGUAAAAACUGUUCCCUGGCCUGUUCACCAAAUUGCAAAACUUGUCGGCACACAGAUGGUAUGUGUUCCUGUAAGGCGGGUUGGAGGGGUCAUAAUUGUACAACAGAAUGUUUCCAGUCCUAUGGAGAAAAUUGCCAAUAUCCUUGCAGUGAAAACUGCAUUGACCAUAAGUGUGACAGAUUCAACGGAAAAUGUCUGUGUAAUGGUAAACAUGGCACAGAUAGCUUACCGAGUUUUCGUAAGGAGGAUACAACAGAGUGUGUAUUUUGGAUUGUUGCGUUUUCAUUAUCACUUGCCACUAGCAUCAUAUUUAUAUCUACCACAUUCAUUUUACAAAGGAAGUUAUUUCUACAACAGAAGUCUGCAGCAGGUGACGUUAAUCUUUAUUUGCGUUGUGGAUCUAAUGCAGAACAGACUGUUAGCACAGAUGAUGCAUCUCACUAUCAAGAUCUCCGUGUUUCACAGAUCGAGAACACAUAUCAAACUAUAAAUCAGCAAUGACUUUGUCUGAUUGGGACCAUGCAACUUUAUAGACUGAAUGUAAUCUUAAAGGUCUGGAAAUAUGACUGCAUUGCAGAUAUAUGUCAUUUAGUUACAUGAGUUUUUAUCUUGAGUAAACAAGAAUUAUGAAACUCGAAUUCUUCUUCCAAAUUGGCAUUGUAGUGAAAGAAUCAAAGUACUGAAGUACUGACGGGAGUUGAUUUUAUUGAUUAUUUUUAUGCUAUAAUCAACGAUAUGUUAUUUUGGUUGGCAAGUACACUGUAGUUUCUUAGAUGUGUAUAUGAAUAAUAUUGCGCACAUUUUUUCUAAUAUGAUUUUUUUUUAGCUUUUCCAGCAAGAAUUCUGAGCUGCAUGUAUAGAAUG
This is a messenger RNA of Magallana angulata, 2457 nucleotides long. RefSeq names its product multiple epidermal growth factor-like domains protein 10. The coding region runs from base 1 to 2094 and encodes 697 amino acids. The record is from RefSeq and is a predicted model, not a curated record. The transcript has 15 exons. Gene Ontology annotation, molecular function: scavenger receptor activity. Lineage: Eukaryota; Metazoa; Mollusca; Bivalvia; Ostreida; Ostreidae.